Salvia hispanica is the source of this 604-nucleotide messenger RNA. RefSeq lists its product as uncharacterized. The record is from RefSeq and is a predicted model, not a curated record. NCBI's taxonomy places the organism in Eukaryota, Viridiplantae, Streptophyta, Magnoliopsida, Lamiales, Lamiaceae.
UGCCUGUACCUCAACUGUCCUAAAUUGAGAAAUUGAAAUCCUAGGUUUUGUAAUCGUACCCACUGGGCAAUGUCGAAGAAGAACGAUUUAGGUCGGAGAAAAAGGCUGUAUGAUUUCGAUCUUAAAAGAGAAAAAGAAGCCAAGGAAAAGAGAGAAAAGAAGCUAAAUGCGAAGAAAAAUAAGAUGAAAGUUGAUGGUAGCAGCAGUAAGAAGAAGGGUGGGAAUGGAUUUCAAGUAGGAAAGAAAAACUUGAAAACGAGGAUCACACCAUUUGCCAAAGCUAAAGCUGCCCAAGCCAUGGAGGUCGACAAGUAAGGUUACCGUGGGAAUUGAAUUAAUUGACUCCAACAGAAAAAAGGAAAUUUUGUCGAAUCUCAUAGAUUGUAGCUUAGUAAUCUGGAAUGUUUGCACACUUCCUUCAUCUAUCAUUGAUGCUUUUUGUGUUCUUAAAUUUUGGAUUGUCCCGCUUAUGUGGGAACAUUGUGUAGAUAUUCUUGGGUGUCCCAUAGUUGAGGGAACUCUACAAAAGGGAUUAUGACUUGUAGUUGACUGUGCGAAUCUGGUUGAGAGUGCAGGAAUAGUGUGACCUUAUGUUUAUGUCUUA